Colletotrichum phormii is the source of this 852-nucleotide messenger RNA. RefSeq names its product isoflavone reductase. Bases 1 to 852 code for a protein of 283 amino acids. The record is from RefSeq and is a predicted model, not a curated record. Gene Ontology annotation, molecular function: oxidoreductase activity. The transcript has 4 exons. NCBI's taxonomy places the organism in Eukaryota, Fungi, Ascomycota, Sordariomycetes, Glomerellales, Glomerellaceae.
AUGUCUUUGAAGAAAGUCACUCUCGUUGGUGCCAGUGGCAACGUUGGCACAGCCGUUUUGCCCGAGUUGCUCAAGUCUGACCUCGAUUUGACUAUUCUCAGCCGCGAGGGAUCUUCCGCAAUCUUCCCCCCGGGAGCCAAUGUUAUUAAAACCGACUACAGUGAAGAUUUCCCAGUGAAGAUUCUUGCAGGCCAAGAUGCGGUUGUCAGCAUGCUCCCGAUCAUGGCUCUCGGAGAGCAGCAGAAGAUUGUUGAGGCUGCCGUUAAGGCAGGCGUCAAGAGAUUCAUUCCCAGCGAAUAUGGAUCCGACUCUGCGCCAAAAAAUGCCCAUCUUGGCUGGCUCGCAGACGAGGAUUUGAUCAGCUGGACUGCCGUCAUUACUGGGCCUUUCUUUGAUUGGGGCUUGAAGCUUGGAAUGACAGGCUUCGACUUUGUUACCAAGACUGCGACUCUAGUUGAUGGCGGUAAUACUCGCUUCACAACAAGUAACACGGCACAAAUUGGGCGGGCCAUCGUUGCAGUUCUCAAACAUCCCAACGAGACCAAGAAUCAGCUUGUUUUCACGGAGUCAUUCACAACGACUCAACUCGAAGUCUUGGCCUCUCUUGAGAAGUUGACCGGGGAGAAGUGGAAACGAGUUGAAGUUAGUUCGCAAGCAACCAGGGAGGAUGGAUUUGCGAAGCUUGGAAAGGGGCAGAUCUUGGAAGGUGGGGCCGCUGUGAUUAUGGCAUUGGUGCUUGGGGAAGGCGGGCUUGAAGAUCAUACACACGUCAAGGGAGGUAUUUGGAAUGAUCGCCUAGCUUUGAAGAUUGAGAGCAUUGAUGAGACUCUUCAGGCAGUACUCAGUCUGUGA